UAUAUAGCAGAAUGUAGAAGCUUGGUUGCUUAAUCGUCUCACUUCCUUGUGCAGGUGAAGAGGGUAUGGGACGAGAUCAGUCUGUUGGUAGCAAACUUUUCUAGUCGUCUAACUGCAAAUAUUGAAGCUCAGCGUUAGGAGAGCAGUUUUGCACGCAGUUGAAAUGACGCUUGGCGUUUUGGCGCUGUCUUACCUACCGUCAGAGUGGGAGUUACUUGCAAGUAUGCUGCUGGGACGAAGACUGGAUAGGUUGGACAAGCUGUUGCAACUUUUCUGGCGUGACUAAAGGUUUAACUACCUUCCUGGGCUAAAUUAUUUUAAUGUUACAUUAAUGUCUAUCAAGGGGAGUAUCACAUUAUUUUAUUCACUGAACCUGGAGAACUGAAGAAAGUUAAACGAUUCCAGCCCGGUGAAUCACUUUUUCCGAAAACAUAUUGCUUUAUAGUGUUCCGAGUCUUGCGAACAAGCCGUUGAAGUAACGAAAAGUUUUGUUUAGGAGCAUUCGUGAAUCUUUUGAAACAUUUUCUGAACGUCCAGGUCAGCAGAACUCCUUAUCGACCACUGGCAGGUGCUGUCAAUUACUAAAAACAACGUUCUUUAAUUGCAGUGAAAAGUCAGGAUGUAGAAAACCAGUUGGAAUAUAUUUAUAUUUUUUGUGAGUCCAUGCAGUUCUACUUGUGAACACGAUUUUUCUUUAACAUCAUGAACGAUCGCUGUGGUUUGGAUUUAUUUGUGUUCCCUCGCUGGAAUUUGCCGCCCCGCCGAGGAAUUCCAGCGGGAGCAGCCUGAAGUAAAAGACGGCUUGGGGACGCACCCAUGGAGCUCCAGGCGCUGUGCGGACUGCUCUACUACUCACUGCUGCCCGCCUCCCUGCUAGCAGCCUGCCUGUUUCGCUACAACGCCCUCUCUUUAGUUUACCUUCUCUACCUGCUGCUGUUGCCAUGGUUUCUUUGGCCCAACAAGCACACGUUGCAAGGGCACACUGGGAGAUUCAUCAAGGCUUUGUUCAGCACUAGUCUAUUAUUCAUGCUAGCGCAUGUCUGUUUCCAGAUCUGCCUCUACACCGUCCCCGGCCUGGACGAUGCACUGGGACACAACUGUAGCUCAUGGGAAACUCUGACGGAGCAUAUCGGGGUGUCCAGGCUGCCCCUGGAUGACCCCUGGAAUGUGGUGAGGCUCCUGUCCCCUGACCUGGGCGUGUUCCUUAUGUCUCUGAUCACUAUGGUGGUGUGUAACCGUCUGCUGAAGAGAAGGGAUGAGAGAUGGGGGCCCAGAACACAUGGUAUACCCUGCAAACAUGAGGAGGCCGAAACGGACGAGGAUGAGGAGGAGGUGGAGGUUGGCGACAGCGAGGGUGAGGAGCAGGAGUGCGAGCAGGAGGAUGAGGAUGGCAGGCUGUCGUCCAGCACUCCGGAGGAAGGGCCUGGCAGGGCAGCCCUGCUAACUGCCCGCCUACGAGCCACAGCCCAGCGCUUUCUCCGCAACGUGGGCCGACUCCUGGUGGUUACGCUGCUGGGGCUGGCCGGCAUCACAUUGCCCUCGGCCUUCUCUGCCGUCUACUUCCUGCUUUUCAUCGGCGUGUGCACCUGGUGGGCCUGCCGCCUACCCAUCAGCCACCUGGGCUUCAGCGUGCUGUGUGUGAUGGUGGGCUUCUUCGCGGCGGGCCACCUCAUCUGCCUCUACCUAUACCAGAGUGUGGUGGUGCAGAGCAUCCUUGCCCCCAGCACCCUGUGGGCCAGGCUCUUUGGCCUCAAGGAUAUCAUUAAGCCUGUAAACUGCUCCUCCACAUCUUAUGACCUCAUCCUCAACACGGAGCAUGAUUGGCCUGUGUACGUCAACCCCGGCAUCCUCCUCCUUCUCUAUGUCACUGUGGCAACCGUUCUGAAGAUCAGCAGUCAUGUCUAUGAGAAGAAUGAUGUGGGUGGAGCCAAGGUGAGAGGAGGUGGAGAGGAAGUGGAGCUAAAGCCAUGGGGGGCGGGGCGAAAUAGUCCUGAAGAUGACACUAAGCAAAUGCUGCUCGCCUCGGGUGAAAGCCCUGGCCAAGAAUCCGUGGCAUCCAGAACUAAAGACCACGUCACAAACGGCUCCAAUCAGCACGACCCAGGCCCUGAUGCAGGCACAGUGGAGCAGCAGAUGGAGGAAGACAGCCCUCUUCAUUUGGUCGGGCGGAUGGUCAUGCAGCAGAGCUACAUCUGCGCCCUCGUUGCCAUGAUGGUGUGGAGUAUCACCUACCACAGCUGGCUGACCUUCGUGCUGCUGCUGUGGGCGUGCGUGAUCUGGAUGUGGCGUGCGCGGAGGGACUUCGCUAUGCUCUGCUCGCCCUUCAUCCUGCUCUACGGCGUGGGGCUCUGCAGCGUGCAGUACAUCUGGGCCAUGGACCUGGAGCGCGAGCUGCCCCAGCAGGUGGGCUCCAUGAGCCUGCAACAGAUGGGGCUUGACCGGCCGCCCCACCCCUGCCUGCGCCUGGGGGCCAUGUUGCUCUUCACCCUGACGUUCUGGCUGCUUUUAAGACAUUCGGUAAAGGACAAAUUCUGUAGGAAGAAGCGGGCAGUCCCACUGCAAGAGGUCACCACUGGAGGAAAGGCAGGACGCGACGGCUCAGUUCUGAAGCUGCUGGGUCGAGUAGUGAUGAGGCUGCACGCCAAGUACUGGAUCUACGUGUGCGGAGGCAUGUUCAUCAUGGUCAGCUUCGCCGGGAAGCUGGCGGGCUACAAGAUCAUCUACAUGCUGCUGUUCCUCCUCUGCAUGUGCCUCUAUCAGGUGUACUACUCUCUGUGGAGGAGGCUGCUCAAGGCCUUCUGGUGGUUGGUGGUGGCCUACACCAUGCUCGUGCUCAUCACCAUCUACACCUUCCAGUUUGAGGACUUCCCAGGCUACUGGAGGAACUUCACCGGCUUCACGGACGAUCAGCUAGCUGAUCUGGGACUGGAGACAUUUAAGCUGUCGGAGCUGUUCCCCAGUAUUCUGAUCCCUGGCUUCUUCCUGCUGGCCUGCAUUCUCCAGCUCCACUACUUCCACGAGCCCUUCAUGACGAUGACGGACCUGGAGCACGUCACACCUGUGUCCAGGAAGAGGUCUGCUCCGAAGCCAGAGGUGCUGCAGAUCUCAGAGGGAGGAGGCUUUGAAGAGGAGGACCUCAACCUGGAGCUGGGAGACGAUGAGUCAGAGGAUGGAGAGCUGAUGCCCAGUAAGUGGGGUCUGGUGAUGGACAGGCUGAUGGUCCUCUUCAGGAAGUUCUCUGACGUCCUGACCCACGUGCAAGCCUUCCUCUGGAGAAUCCUGGAGCUCCACAUCCUCAAGAUCGUCGCCUUCUUCGUUGUCUGGGUGGCGCUGUCUGAGCCGUGCGUGAUGAACUCGGUGCUGGUGGUCCUCUGGUCGUUUGCCAUGCCGUACCCUCGCUUCAGGCCCAUGGCCUCUUGCCUCUCCACCGUCUGGGUCUGCAUCCUCAUCGUCUGCAAGAUGCUCUACCAGCUGAGCAUCGUCAAGCCUGAAGAGUACUCCACCGAUUGCCCCGUGCCUUUUGCUAAUGAGACCAGCCUGGGCAGCGACGAGAUCUGGAACUCUACACUCUACAAAGCGCCGGUGGAUCCAGCCAACUGGUUUGGCGUCAGGAAGAACGCCACGGCCUUGGACUACAGCAAGAAUCACCUGAUGGUGCUGUUGCUGCUGGUGUUCGAGGUGACGGUGUACCGCCACCAGACGCACCACUACAGGCAGCUACAGCGCUCUCCGCCCACCAUCCCCACCAUCUUCCCCCAGGCCACGCGUGACAUGCUGGACCUGGGCCUGCUGCCCUGCCUCAAGUACCUGCUCAACUUCAGCUUCUACAAGUUCGGCCUGGAGAUCUGUUUUCUAAUGACGGUGAAUGUGAUUGGCCAGCGCAUGAACUUCCUGGUCAUUAUCCAUGGAUGCUGGUUGGUUGCCAUCAUGGUGAGGCGACGCCGAGCAGCCAUCGCUAAUAUUUGGCCCAAGUACUGCCUUUUCCUGGUCGUCUUCAUGAUCUACCAGUACAUCCUGUGUGUGGGCAUCCCGCCCACUCUCUGUAUUGAUUACCCAUGGAGAUGGAAGACCUCAGUAACCAUCAAUUCAGCACUUAUCAAAUGGAUUUUCCUGCCUGACUUCCACACACUCCCCAACUCCAAGAACCUCAUCGCGGACUUCCUGCUGCUGAUGUGCGUCUCACAGCAACUGAAGGUCUUUGAGAAUGAGAAGAAGGAGGAGUGGAUGGUGAUGGGAGGAGAGAACAAGGACAACCCUGACCCCAUGGAGGACAUCCCCUUCAACCCUACCCCCAACUUCAUCAACUGCAGGUCUUACCUGGAUAUGGCGAAAGUUCUGGUAUUCCGCUACAUGUUCUGGUUCGUGCUGGCUGUGGUGUUUGUGACGGGCUCCACUCGGAUCAGCGUGUUUGGCCUGGGCUACCUGCUGGCCUGCUUCUUCUUCCUUCUGAUCGGCACCAAGCUGCUGAUGAAGGCAUCAUGCACUCGCCUGCUUAUGUGGGACUGCCUCAUCAUGUACAACGUGGCCGUCAUCAUCUCCAAGAACGUUCUCUCUAUCCUGGCCUGUGUGUUUGUCGCUGAGAUGCAGUCACGGUUCUGUUGGGUGAUCCAGCUCUUCAGCCUUGUCUGCACAGUUAAAGGCUACUAUGACCCUGCGACUCUGAGUGAUGAGGAGUGCAGUCUGCCUGUUGAAGAAGCGGGCAUCAUCUGGGACAGCAUCUGUUUCUUCUUCCUGCUCCUGCAGAGGAGAGUCUUCCUCAGCUUCUACUUCCUGCAUGUGAGUGCGGACCUGCAGGCGUCUGCCCAGCAGGCCUCGCGGGGUUUCGAAUUAUUCAAGGCCAGCAUCAUGAAGAACGUCCGUUUCCGCCAGCAGGUGGAGAGGAAGUCUAUUGAGCAGCUGAAGAACUCAAUGAAGCGAAUCCGCGAUAAGCAGCAGAGGUAUAAAGAGGGUCGCAGGGCGUCCGAGCGAGAGGAGCAGCCAUCGGAGUCACAGGAGGGGAAGAAGAGGAGGAAGAUCUCCAGUCAGAAAGAGUGGCACCACCCCUGGCUAGACCAUGCAACCGUACUGCAUUCUGGAGACUAUUACCUGUUUGAGUCAGACAGUGGUGAGGAGGAAGAUCUCAUAGAAGAGGAGCAAAAACAGCGCAGACUGACUGCAUUUCAGCUGGCAUACCAGGCAUGGGUGAGCAAUGCUAAACAGGCACUUCAAGAGCGGCAGUGCAGGCAGAGGGAGCAGAAGCUGGAGAGGGAAAGACAGCAGACUGGCUCCCGGGCCUCAGGUGAUGACGAGACCUCGCCUGUCUUCAGUGAAGGGGAGGAGCCGGAAGAGGACAGGGAGGAGCCAAGCUCAGGAAGUGACACGGUGCAGCGGAUCUUAGACGUGCUGAAGUUCCUGUGGGUGCUUUGCCUUGCUAUGGUGGACAGCUUCACACUGUGGCUCACCAUGCUCACCAAGCAGCAUGUGGACACCUCCACCGUGCUCUGUGAGGAGCGCCACCUACUCAUCCACGGCGCGGGCCAGGAGCGACGUGGCACACAGAGCAAGAGGGAGCCAUCGGGAGACCAGCUGUCCCUGGGCAGCGAGAGUCCGACUCUGGAGUCGUGUCUAGAUGAGACAGACACAGACAUCAUCAUCAUCAUCAGUACUGCAGCCAGUGCUGUGGAGCUGGAGGAAAUCGGCGAGUCGGAGGGUUCACGGGGCUGUGACAGCAUGACGCUGCUUGCCGCGCCCCCUCCGGGGCCGGAGGCAGAGCCUCGACAUCUCCGUCGGCAGCGACGUUCCAGAACGGCCAGCGAGCUGCUCGCAGACAGGCCCUUCUCCAUCGAGGAGCUGGAGCAGAGCCGAGCAUUCUACUCCACUCAGAACCGGCUCCUCAAGCUGCUCUUCGCCCUGUGCAACGUGCUGGCGGCCCACUCCGAGCUGGUGUGCUACUUAAUCAUCGUGCUCAACAACAUGGUGACCGCCUCCGUCAUCUCACUGGUGCUGCCUGUCCUCACCUUCCUCUGGGCCAUGCUGUCGGUGCCCCGCCCCUCCAAGAAGUUCUGGAUGACCGCCAUCAUUUACACGGAGGUCAUGGUUGUAGUCAAAUACCUGUUCCAGUUUGGCUUCUUCCCGUGGAACAGCGAAUACGAGAUGAAGCUGAACGAGAACAAGCCCUUCUUCCUCCCACGGAUCCUGGGUCUGGAGAAAACUGACAACUACAUCCGCUACGACCUGCUGCAGCUGCUGGCGCUCUUCUUCCACCGCUCGCUGCUCCAGCGCUAUGGGCUGUGGGACGAGGGAGGUCCUCCGGAGGAGAACUCCAGUCCAUCCUCGCAAGAGGAGAAGAGGUCAGAAAAGGAGCAAGAGGAGGUGUGCACCGGCCUCUCCAACCUAGAGGACAAGACCGUUGCGGCUGACGGGGGAGCCCUGAGUCCUGCAGAUGUGCCGAGCGAGACCCAGCCCGACCCGGAGCAGAACCAGAGCACAGAGAUGACUCCCGCCCCGCCCGCCCCGCACGAGGGGCAGGGCAAGAAGAGAGGCCUGCUCCGCUUUCGCAAGAGGAAAACGUCAAACAAAGAUGCCACGGUGAAGGAGGCGAAGAAGAAGGCCACAGCGCAGCGCAGCAAGGAAGCGGGUAAAAAGCUAAAGGCUUUUGGGGAGAAACUCAAGGGCCUUUUCAUCUCUGUCAUGGGGAACAUCUAUAUGCCAGCCCACAGAUUCUUCAAGAACAUCCUGCAUGCUGAGGAUCGGGCCGCCACUGAUGUGUACGCGCUGAUGUUCCUCACUGAUGUGGUGGACUUCAUCAUCAUCGUGUUCGGAUUCUGGGCUUUUGGAAAACAUUCGGCAGCAGCGGACAUCGCCUCCACGCUGUCGGAGGACCAGGUGCCUGAGGCCUUCCUCGUCAUGCUCCUCAUCCAGUUCAGCACCAUGGUCGUGGACCGCGCCCUCUAUCUGCGCAAGGCCAUGUUGGGGAAACUCAUCUUCCAGAUCCUCCUGGUCUUCGGCAUCCACCUGUGGAUGUUCUUCAUUUUGCCUGCUGUUACUGAGAGAAUGUUCAGCCAGAACUCUGUGGCCCAGCUCUGGUAUUUUGUGAAGUGCAUCUACUUCACCCUGUCAGCCUAUCAGAUCCGCUGCGGUUAUCCCACCCGCAUUCUUGGAAACUUUCUCACUAAGAAGUACAACCACCUCAACCUCUUCCUCUUCCAAGGGUUCCGCCUAGUUCCCUUCUUGGUGGAGCUUCGGGCCGUUAUGGACUGGGUUUGGACCGACACCACCCUGUCCCUGUCCAACUGGAUGUGCGUGGAGGACAUCUACGCCAACAUCUUCAUCAUAAAGUGCAGCCGAGAAACAGAGAAGAAAUACCCUCAACCAAAGGGCCAGAAAAAGAAGAAAAUAGUGAAAUACGGCAUGGGUGGACUCAUCAUCUUCUUCCUCAUCUGCAUCAUCUGGUUCCCGCUGCUCUUCAUUUCAUUGGUCAGAUCAGUUGUGGGUGUGGUCAACCAUCCUGUGGACGUUACGGUCACAGUCAAGUUGGGCGGUUACGAGCCCCUGUUUACCAUGAGUGUGCAGCAGCAGUCCAUACAGCCUUAUACCCAAGACAACUAUGACCGUCUCACCAAGGAGUUCGGAAAUAAUGCAGUGGCCAUGCAGUUCAUAACGCUGUACAGCUAUGAGGACAUCGUCACGGCCAACAUCGAGGGCAGCUCGGGCUCUGUGUGGAGGAUCAGUCCGCCUAGCAGGGAUGAGCUCAUUCGGGAGCUGCUGGACAGCCCUGCAGACAUGACCCUGCGCCUGGCCUGGACCUUCCAGAGGGACCUGGGGAAGGGCGGAACAGUGGAGAACACUUUUGACAAGCACUCCAUCAAUCUGGAGCAUGGUAACCACGUGAGAGCAGACCUGGCCUCACUGCUGCAGAGCAAACGCACAGAGCCAGCCCGAGUGCCCCACAUGUUCCCCAACUACAUCCGAGCCCCCAACGGAGCCGAGGCGAAGCCCGUGAGUCAGCUGUAUGAGGGAGAUGAAGAGGGCUAUCUGGACAUGACGCUGUCUCUCAUGAGGGACGUGUCUCUGAACAGCACUGCAGCCCAGGAGUGGUGGGACAUCAGCAUCGCAGACUGUGACAAGUCUUCAGCAAGAUGCGAUGUCCUGCCCAUGGUCAUCUUCAAUGACAAAGUCAGUCCGCCCAGUCUGGGCUUUCUGGCUGGAUAUGGGAUCAUGGGCCUGUACGUGUCGGUGGUUCUGGUGAUCGGCAAGUUUGUGCGAGGAUUCUUCAGCGAGAUCUCCCACUCCAUCAUGUUCGAGGAGCUGCCGUGCGUGGACCGCAUCCUCAAGCUGUGCACGGACAUCUUCCUCGUGCGCGAGACGGGCGAGCUGGAGCUGGAGGAGGAACUGUAUUCCAAGCUCAUCUUCCUGUACCGCUCGCCAGAGACCAUGAUCAAAUGGACCCGGGAGAAGAACGGCGAUUAGGCUCCCGCUUGUUCCCAAAUCCGCUACCGGCCCUUGUCACGGCAGCGCGGGGCCCAAGUGUGUGCUUCCGUGUCGAUGCGGUUGUUCUGGGAUUCUGCUCGAGUGAACGGAGCUGCAGGGUUAGCCCUCGAGCGUGACAUACUGAUGCGAUUGAUGGCUGCAACCAUGUUCAAAGAACACAGUCCAUAGCAGUUUCCCCUCCCCUCCUCCUCCCCUCCCCUCCCCUCCCCUCCCCAAUGCUGCUGAGCUAUGCUGACUGUUUGUGUGAGUACGUGAGUGAGAGAGAGAUGUAUGGGUCAGGAAUCUGAAGCCUGGAUUAUGGAGGUUUUAGGUUUUUCUUUAAGAUCAAGUCAUGCUUACAUAAUCCUAUUUCAGGCCGUGUCACCAAAGAGCCUUAUAGAGUAAAUGGGACAAGCGCAGGUUUGAUCUUGAAUGCGUUACUGUCUGGGGUCUUCCUCGCAGUGUAGCCUGCCACAGAGGGGUGGCCAGCAGAUGAGGCACAGCUAUACUUGGAGGACCUCUUAUGCAGCACCACAAACACUAUUGUAAUGUAUUUCAUGAUGAUGAUUACUGCAGCAAAACUGUUUACAUACAGCUGUUUUAAAAAUGGUUAAAAUGUAAUUUCUGGUAAAUGGAAGACUUGAAGUUAUAUUUGGCUGCAGGAAGUAGAAAGACUGUUACACCAUAGGGAAAAUGCAUAAUGACACUUCAGGCAAGUCUGCUAUAGUGUUGUGAUGUUUUGUAUGGAAAAUGUAUUUCUGGAAUAAUUUUACAUAAUUAGCUACCAUUAUGAUGGUUGUGGGUUUUUACUGUAGGGACAAUCAAACGUACUAUUGUAACUGUCAAAGACCUUCUAUUUAUUCAUAUUUUCAAAAAUCAAAUGUGAUGAAUUUUUGGUGACACUUUGCAAAUUUACAGUAUAUUAAAAAUAAUGUUGCACAUC
This is a messenger RNA of Electrophorus electricus (electric eel), 9391 nucleotides long. Lineage: Eukaryota; Metazoa; Chordata; Actinopteri; Gymnotiformes; Gymnotidae. The record is from RefSeq and is a predicted model, not a curated record.